AUGUCUCAAGAGAAACGAGUAAAAUAUACAGAUCCAAAUUUUGAGGAAACAGUACCACGUUGGUUUGAGGAAGUCGAUAGCGAAGAUAAAGAAAAUGUUAGUGAAUGUGAGGAUAAUCUCGAAAUUCUAUCUGAAACCGGUAGUAUAAUCUCCUUGAACGAAAUUUCAGGAAGUGACGAUGAGAAUAAUUUGCAAGCUACGAAUAUUAUUCUUGUAAAGAAUGGUUUCAGGUGGAGCAUGGACGAACCACCCAAAACUAAAACUGCUUCUCGAAAUAUAGUAGUAAAAGCGCCUGGAAUAAAAGGCAACGCAAAACACAUUGCAAAUGUAUUACAAGCAUGGCAAACUCUUUUUCAAACCCCUAUGAUUGAUAGCAUUGUAAUUUACACAAAUUUAGAAAUUUCUAGACAAAGAGAUAAUUACAAGGAUGCUAAGUUUGUUGAUCCUACUGACUCAGUGGAAAUAUUAGCUUUGAUAGGACUUCUAUACAUAUCAGGUGCUCGAAAAGAUGCACAUCUAUCUAUUUGCGAGAUGUUUUCCAAACAAAGCUCUAAGAUUUAUUAUUAUUAUGAGUGA
This is a messenger RNA of Acanthoscelides obtectus, 576 nucleotides long. The record is from the annotation of a GenBank genome assembly. NCBI's taxonomy places the organism in Eukaryota, Metazoa, Arthropoda, Insecta, Coleoptera, Chrysomelidae.